Corythoichthys intestinalis (scribbled pipefish) is the source of this 2156-nucleotide messenger RNA. It is a transcript of the gene umps, whose product is annotated as uridine monophosphate synthetase. Gene Ontology annotation, molecular function: orotidine-5'-phosphate decarboxylase activity; orotate phosphoribosyltransferase activity. Lineage: Eukaryota; Metazoa; Chordata; Actinopteri; Syngnathiformes; Syngnathidae. Gene Ontology annotation, biological process: 'de novo' UMP biosynthetic process; 'de novo' pyrimidine nucleobase biosynthetic process. The transcript has 10 exons. The coding region runs from base 23 to 1480 and encodes 485 amino acids. The record is from RefSeq and is a predicted model, not a curated record.
AACUCCCAACUUGGACGCAAACAUGGCAGAUAUUAAUUUAGAUACUUUUAUCCUGAAAAUGCAAGAUGUGAACGCGGUGAAGUUUGGGAAAUAUAAACUCAAAAGUGGCAUAUGGACGCCUAUUUACAUCGACCUGAGGGUCCUCGUGUCCCACCCGUUGCUUCUCAAUCAGAUGUCCAAGUUCAUCUACCAAAGAGCUCAAGAUGAGAAUCUCAAGUUCGACUUGCUUUGUGGUGUCCCAUACACUGCAUUGCCUAUCGCUACCAUCAUCUGCUCCACGCACGAGCUGCCUAUGCUCAUCAGGCGCAAGGAAGCGAAAGACUACGGAACCAAACGUCUGGUUGAGGGCUCAUUUAAAGAGGGAGAUACGUGCCUCAUCAUUGAAGACACAGUGACCAGCGGUGCCAGCAUCCUGGAAACAGCAGAAGUGCUGUACAAAGAAGGACUGAAGGUGACGGACGCCAUCGUGUUGAUGGACCGAGAACAAGGCGCAGUAGACAUGCUGGCUUCCAAGGGUAUCAGGCUUCAUCCCAUCAUCUCCAUGUUCAAGCUGCUGGACGUGCUUAAGGCCUCGGAACGCAUUGACGCGUCUACGGCGCAGAGUGUGCGCGAGUUCAUCUUGGCUAACAACACUUUUAAGCCUAAUAAGGAGAAUGGCAAUGAUGUGCCGGCAUCCAAGAAGCAAUGUGUGGAACGAGAGCUAAGCUAUGAAGAUAGAGCCAAACUUCCGAAUGUUCACCCUGUGGCGUCGAAGCUGUUGAACGUAAUGGCGGCCAAGCAGUCCAACCUUUGCUUGUCUGCCGAUGUCACCGGCACCGAGGAGCUGCUCCAGCUAGCUGACAUGCUGGGUCCCAAGAUUUGCUUACUUAAAACCCACGUAGAUAUCUUGAAGGACUUUACUGAAGCUUUCAGUGAGAAGCUGCAGGCUGUUUCUGAGAAGCACAACUUCCUCAUAUUUGAAGAUCGCAAAUUUGCUGAUAUUGGGAACACGGUUAAACACCAAUAUGAAGGCGGAUUGUACAGGAUCUCUUCAUGGUCGCACGUGGUGAAUGCUCACGCUGUGCCGGGGGCCGGCGUCGUGAGCGGCCUGGCUUCUGUCGGGACACCCAUGGGUCGAGGCUGUCUGCUAAUUGCGCAGAUGAGCUCACGGGGCUCGCUGGCUACGGGCACCUACACCGAGGCGGUGGUGAAAAUGGCUGAGGAGCAUUCAGACUUUGUAAUGGGCUUCAUCUGCGGGUCAAAGGUCACAAAGAGACCUGAGUUCAUCCAUAUGACGCCAGGCGUGCAAAUGAAAGCUGGAGGAGACAUGUUGGGCCAGCAGUACACAACUCCUGAGGAGGUCAUCUUCGAAAAGGGCUGUGAUGUCAUCAUCGUUGGACGCGGCAUCCUGGAAGCGUCGGAUAGGCCGGGCGCCGCCGAGGCUUACAGGAAGUCAGGCUGGGAGGCGUACACGCGCAGGAUGGCCAAGAGUGGACAAUAGAAAUGAUUGCAGCAAGAUUUUUUUAUGAAGAUAGAGCCACAAAACACAAAUGGAAACUUGAGCAGUAGAAGCACAACUAUUUUUGCUACAUGAUGUGGUGCUCGAUUUAUCUUUGUACUGUCCUUUUUUACAUGAUCAAUUUAAUUCAUUCUAUUAGGUUAUCUAGCAUAUUCUAUGUACGUACGCCUAACUGACUGCCUUAUGAGGGAACACUAUGUACAAACAAUGUCUUUAGGCAGCAAUCAUGAGUUGUCUUAUUAUUUUAAACUGUUACAAUGGCGGCUGUCCAAAUACACUCCCGGUUACCGUGAAUUACACGAGUGAAAUCGACUCGUAAAUGUUGUCUUUCAAUACUAUUGAUGGUAAUGGGUGUUACAUCCAUUUUGAGAGUCAAAAAGGGGUUGACCGUCUAUCGCUGUCAAAGCAGUGUUAUCAAAUUAAAGAAUCAUACUGUUGAAUUAAAACAUGCUUUUCUAAUUAUUGAGCACUUUGUGGCAUUGCAUGUCUCCUCAGCCUGCAAGCCUGUGUUCAAGAAUAUUACGCCCUCGCAUGCGCAAUCGGCAGCUACUCAUCCAAAGAAAGAUACCUGUAGUGUGAAACUUUUACAAUGCGAUAAAAUUCAUGAAAAGUUACUGAAAGACCUCCAGAGGACUAGAAUACACUGAAAAGUUAAAUU